Molecule: messenger RNA, 1044 nt
Organism: Exophiala oligosperma
Lineage: Eukaryota; Fungi; Ascomycota; Eurotiomycetes; Chaetothyriales; Herpotrichiellaceae
Exons: 1
Coding region: 1-1044 (347 amino acids)
Molecular function (GO): protein-folding chaperone binding
Source: RefSeq, a predicted model, not a curated record
AUGAGCAGCUACGGCGGCUACUAUGCCUAUGGUGGUGGGCGCAAUGGAGGCUCACCGUACACCAGUCACAUUGUCGACCCCUACGCGCGCAAUCUUUCAAGCCAGUUCGAGUACAUCGACGCAGAUCAUGACAUACUACACGAUGCUCAUCGACCGACAAUGACAAAAGCCCACAACAAUACUUACGAUGACCCCGAAGCACCUGACCUGAUCCUCGUACGGUACAUGGCUUCCCUCAUACCGGUCGAGUUUCCUGCCUACUCCAUUAGUGAAGAAAAAGCAUAUGUUGGUCAGCUGCGUGAAGCCGUGGCACGGGCUUUGUCGACUGAUCCCAGAAGGGUCCGGCUGGUCUACAAAAAGCGGGAUCUGAAGCAUGAUUCGUGGCCCUUGAGGAAAUACAAUAUGAAACAAAACAGCGAAGUGGCAGCGAUCAAGACCGAAGGUGUGCUUGACUACAGCGACCGCGAUAGUCCGUCGUCCAGUGAUCAGGAAUCUGUGGCAAGCCAAAAUCCCCGGAGACGGCCUCGUGCGCUAUCAUCGGUCAGAGAUCGAAGCAGCGAACAAUUACCGACCCAGAAGUCACCAAUCUCAUCGAACUUUCUUUCUCCCAACGGCCAUAUUCCCUCUGGCAGUGCUUCUGAGAGACAAUCUCGUGGCAGUCUGAGGCCUGAUGUGGACGAUAGGACCUACCGACGAGAACCGUUACGCACACGAGGCUCAUCACCACGACCAAGUUCGACGCCAGCUCCGUCAGCCCGAGUCUCUGCAGAUCCCAGCACUCCUUUGGGCAAGUUGCAAGCCCUCUCAAAUACAUUUCAAGACCAGUGGCUGCCUCUCUGUCAAAAGUUUAUCUCCAAUCCUCCUUCGAAUUCUCAAGAUAGGGAGAAGGAGCAUCGUAAAUUGAGCGAGAGUAUCAUGCUACAUAUUAUGCUCAAAGCGGAUGCUAUUGACGUCGACAAUCCCGAGGCAAGAGCGUUCAGAAAGGGUUUGAUCAAUGAGACCAAUGACAUAAUGAAGAGGUUGGAUGCCGUUGCGAAAGGUUGA